Messenger RNA from Rotaria socialis, 546 nucleotides. Lineage: Eukaryota; Metazoa; Rotifera; Eurotatoria; Philodinida; Philodinidae. The record is from the annotation of a GenBank genome assembly.
AUGUGGAAACAAUUAAUUCAUCUAAAUAAACAUCGAUUAGUACCAUCUGUACAAAUAUUUAAAAGAUUACAAUCAUCAACACAGUAUUAUCCUAUUAAUGAUGAUAUCUAUGGGCUUACAGACGAUCAAAAACAGUUGCGAGAAACUGUAUUUAAUUUUGCACAAAAAGAAUUAGCGCCGUAUGCUAAUGCUAUUGAUCGUGGCGAUUCAUUCACGAAGCUUCGCGAAUUCUGGAAAAAACUUGGUGACCUUGGACUUUUGGGUAUUACAGCGCCUGUUGAAUAUGGUGGUUUGGGUUUGCAUUAUACCGAACAUUGUAUUGCUAUGGAAGAAAUUUCACGAGCAAGUGGAGGUAUUGCCUUAAGUUAUGGUGCACAUUCAAAUCUUUGCGUUAAUCAACUUGUUCGUAAUGGUAAUGAUGCACAAAAGCAUCACUAUUUACCAAAACUUAUUAGCGGUGAACAUUUUGGCGCCUUGGCCAUGUCUGAACCCACGUCAGGCUCUGAUGUUGUUUCGAUGAGAACCCGUGCCGAGAAAAAAGGUUAG